UGGUAAAGUAAAUGUUUUUUUUUUUUUGGAGAUGGUAAAUUCGACAAAGUCAUUAUUUGAAGGUGGUAAAAAUGAAAAUAACCUAAAUUUUCAAACUAGCUCAACACCAUUACUUUAAUUAAUCCAGUUUGGCCGGUGAACUUCCCAUUCCAUACUUCCAUAUUUCAACGUGUCAAAAAUCUAGUGGUCCAAUUCCCUAACAAAGCAACAAUAACCAUUUUUUGCUACACUGAAAACAACACUAAAUUUUUAAUUUCUAUUUUUUCUCCCCAUAAAAAAAAACCAAAAGUCAAGAAUAAUUGAAAACGGUCCCAAAUCACCCUCACAUAAAUUCACCAACCAUAGACCUCCUUCUCAGAAUCCAAUCCCUUCUCUUCAAACUCCACUACCUUCUCACCUCCCAAAAACUCUCUCUCUCCUCAAGCUCCAACAAUGGCGGACGACUUCCACAAAUCAGUCCAACUCGGCUUGAAGCUCUCUAAACGCAUUUACUACGGCAAAGACCCGUCGAUGAAGCCGCCGCAAACUCCGUCGUCAAUGGAGAAGUCUUCGUCGGAAGAUCAGCUUCUUCUUCCGACUUCUCCGAUGGUUUAUGCGGUGGUUUCUAACCCUGCGAUGAUCGAUAAUCCUGACAUUAAGAGUUAUCAGCCGUAUGUUCAUGGCCGGUGUAAACCUCCGGCGUUGAUUCCGCUUCAUAUGUAUGGCGUUGAAGUUGAGGUUGAUUGUUAUUUGGAUAUGGCGUUUGUUCAUUUGAGUGCUACUUGGCGAUUGCACUGUGUUGAUGCUGCUCAGAAGUGUGAUUGUCUUCUCGCUAUUCCUAUGGGAGAGCAGGGUUCAGUUCUAGGUUUUGAAAUCGAUGCUUCUGGAGGUUCAUAUCUUUCUCAGCUAGUCAAGGUAGAAGAUGCAACAGAUCUAGAUGGAUCAGACAAACUUGAGUAUGGAGGCUUCGUGAAGCCCAAUAUUUUCACUUUGAAGAUCCCUAAGGUUGAAGGAGGAUCUAAGAUUCUGGUUAAAGCUAAAUGGUCCCAGAGGUUAAUAUAUGAGAAUGGUUGGUUCUUGCUGAAAUUGCCAUUUAGUUUUCCAGUGUAUGUCACUCCAGGUGGGAAGAUUUCUAAAAAACAGAAGAUACUUUUGAAUGUCAAUUCUGGUACUAAUGCAGAAGUUCAAUGCAAAGCUGCUACUCACCCGUUGAAGGAACUGAAGCGUCAGGUUGGCAAAUUUGGUUUCUUGUACGAAGAAGAAAUUAAUACAUGGUCGCAGACUGACUUUGAAUUUUCGUAUUCUGUCUUUUUCAGUGACAUACAUGGUGGAUUUCUAUUGCAUUCUCCUUCUUCAAAUAAUAUUGAUCAAAGGGAAAUGUUUGCCUUUUAUCUUUUCCCUGGGGAAACUCAGAAUAGAAAGGUGUUUAAGAAGAGAGUCAUAUUCCUUGUAGACAUAAGUGGUAGCAUGAAAGGUGCUCCUAUUGAAAAUGUCAAGAAGGAAGUCUUGGCAUUUCUAUCCACGUUAAAUCAAGAUGAUCUCUUCAACAUCAUAGCAUUUAAUGGGGAUAGUCACUUGUUUUCUUCAUCAAUGGAACUGGCAACCCAUGAAGUACUAAAACGAGUCAGUGAGUGGAUCAGCAUAAAGUUACUUCCAGAGGGAGAAACAAACCUUUUGCUCCCAAUGAAGCAGGCUCUAGAAAUGGUGUCACAUGACAGCAGCUCAAUGGCUCAUAUAUUUCUUAUUACUGAUGGCGCUGUUGAAAAUGAAAGAGACAUUUGCAAUGUUGUGCAAGAUUACUGUGCAACAAAGGAAAAAUCACCUUUUCUCCGUGUUUCUACCUUUGGCAUAGGUUCAUAUUGUAAUCACUUCUUCCUACAAACAUUGGCACAGAUAGCUAAAGGCCAUUAUGAUGCUGCUUAUGAUGCUGGAUCUAUUGCUCCUCAACUGCAGAGACUUUGCAUAGUGUCUUCGCAAGUAAUUCUUUCAAAUGUUGAAGUUGAUGGCUUGAGCUAUGUUCAAUCACUCACGCUGUAUCCAUCCAUGAUUCAAGACCUUUCAUAUGGAUGCCCAAUUAUAAUAUCAGGAAGAUACGAAGGCAAGCUACCAGAAUCUCUUAUGGUUCGCGGUACCUUGGCAGAUAUGAGUAAUUUUGUGACAGACCUUAAGAUAUGGAAGGAAAAGGAUAUACCUCUGGACAAGGUAUUUGCAAAGGCACAGGUUGAUGCUCUAACAGCAAAAGCUUGGUUUAUGGAAAGCAAGGAAGUAGAGAGGCAGGUUGCAGAGAUUAGUAUGCAAACAGGAGUCCUAUCAGAAUACACUCGCAUGAUUCUUUUCCAGACAGAUGCGUGGAAUCAAGGACCGGAUGCCAUCACAAUACAAGGGAAAGAAGCAUAUGACAAAAGUAGUCUGCAGAAGAUGGUCAGAAGUCAAAAGAUAAUUAUAUUGCAGAGUAUGGGUGUUGGCUUUGGGGAUCUGGAAAAGACUGCUGAAAAUUUGCCUCCAGGGGUGAUCGUGAAAGCUCCUGAUACAACAGAGUUUUUAGUCAAUGCUGCGACUGGUUACUGUGGCAAGUUGCUUGAUCGAUUCUGUUGCAUGUGUUUUAUACAGACACUCUCUAAGGUGAAUGAUCGAUGUAUAAUCACUUUCUCCCAAGUAUGUGCUGCCCUCGCAUGUUUUCAGUGCAUCGAUUGUUGUUUUGAUCUUUGCGACAAUUGUUGCUAGCUCUAGACCAAAGCAAAAUGUAUUGUUAAGAUAUAUGUAUAAUAUAUGUGUCUGUAUAAAUUGUAAGUUGUGACAUCCUCUUCGAGAGGACAGUUUGUUGUUACUCUACAUGAAUUCUGGACCUAGCUAUAUUAAGUGCUGGUCUUGGGAUCUUAGCUUAGCUGUUGAGGGAGCCAAUGGAAGGAAAAGAAGUAUGGAAUCCUAUAAUUUGUUCCUAGCUGAGUAAACCUUAGAAGCGGGUUAAUGGGGAUGGAUGUUGUGCAUUUCUUAGAAGGGAAUUGAAAUAACAGGAAGGACGUUGCUUAUGGUUUUUU
Chenopodium quinoa (quinoa) is the source of this 3017-nucleotide messenger RNA. RefSeq lists its product as uncharacterized. The transcript is spliced from 13 exons. The coding region runs from base 433 to 2703 and encodes 756 amino acids. Lineage: Eukaryota; Viridiplantae; Streptophyta; Magnoliopsida; Caryophyllales; Amaranthaceae. The record is from RefSeq and is a predicted model, not a curated record.